This is a messenger RNA of Zootermopsis nevadensis, 809 nucleotides long. RefSeq names its product NADH dehydrogenase (ubiquinone) B18 subunit (gene ND-B18). The record is from RefSeq and is a predicted model, not a curated record. NCBI's taxonomy places the organism in Eukaryota, Metazoa, Arthropoda, Insecta, Blattodea, Termopsidae. Gene Ontology annotation, cellular component: mitochondrion; respiratory chain complex I.
AGGUGACCAAAUAAAUUAGUUUCUUUUUUUCUUUCUGUCGUAUAGGCAAAUGGUUUUGUGCUUUUCAUAACUGUAGACGUAUUAUUCGUUGUAAGAAGAUUCAGUUGAUUUAUCAAAUAAUGGGGAAUGCUUGGGCUGCAUAUACUGAUCCGGAAGGAACUCCACAUCCGCUAAAAGGACCGUCGUUCGAUCCUAUGUAUGGUUUUCCAAAUGGCAGAAAGGAAAGAGUGAUGGUAGCUACAUUGGAGGAGAUGGAAUCGGGGAAACUUCCGCUUGAGGAUCGAGACUUCUGUGCGCAUAUUUUGUUGAAAUACCGUGCCUGCAGAGUAGACAAUGCCCCCUGGCUUUGGCGGUGUGAGCAUGAGAAGCAUGAAUACCUGCAGUGCGAAUAUGAAGACUACAUUUUAAGAAUGAAGGAGUUUGAACGUGAACGUCGAUUGCUCCAACGAAAGAAACGCAUUGAGGCGAGAGCGCAGCUCAGUGAGACUCUGACAGCCUGAUGCAGGGAGAUUUGUGUAGUUUAGCGAGUACUGCCACCUGAUGGUGAAAGCUUUUUACAGUGUGUUUUUGGUUCAGGGAUUUGUGGUUUGGAUAAGGGUUUAUCUUUGUUCAGAUCCAUUUCUUGGAAACUUUGUGCUGAGUGGUGUGAAGUUCAUCGUAAUGGAAUGGAAUGUGCCCCGUUUGAGUGGUACAAAAUGCAGAAUUCAGUCUUGUAAAUAUGGAGUGGUGUUCGUAAGUUAUGACUUCUGUUAAUUGUACAGAGCUAGUAGAGGUCUGUAUUUGUUGUGAAAUAAACUGUGUUAGCAACA